This is a messenger RNA of Epinephelus fuscoguttatus (brown-marbled grouper), 4539 nucleotides long. It is a transcript of the gene lrpprc, whose product is annotated as leucine-rich pentatricopeptide repeat containing. Gene Ontology annotation, molecular function: protein binding. Lineage: Eukaryota; Metazoa; Chordata; Actinopteri; Perciformes; Serranidae. The record is from RefSeq and is a predicted model, not a curated record. The coding region runs from base 4 to 4311 and encodes 1435 amino acids. The transcript has 38 exons.
CGCAUGCCCUUCCACUGUGCGACAGAAAACAUGGCUGCGCUCUUGAGAUCAGCCCGGUUACUCAAGUUUUCGCCUUCGGGCCUGCUUCAGAUCACAGGGACCAAAAGAAACGGGCCGCCGCUCAGCCGGCUGUACAGCGGAGCUCUCGGCGGCGCGAGGACCGGAGUUUGUUCCCGACAGAUCAGCCCUGUUUCUGGGAACGCGUCCAGCCGUGUGUGGCCGUAUGCAGCGGGAUGUGUGCGUAACUAUACCGUGGCCACAGAGCAGAAGGAUGAGGCCAGCGCUGCCGUGCGGGCCAAGCAGGCGCAGCAUUUUGACUGGGCUCUGGCCAAGCUGGACAGCUCCGUGAGGAGGACUGGUCGCAUCACCAAGACCCUGCUGCUGCGUAUCUUCCAUGAUAUCUGCAGAACAGGGUAUCCCAGUGGUAACCAGGCCUUGCUGCUGCUGCGUAGCUGUGGCACGCUGCUGCCAGAGGUGCCCCUGGAGGAGCGCACUGAGCUGGCACACCGUAUAUGGGAGAAGCUACAGGAGUUAGGUGCACUGUAUGAUGUCAGUCACUACAACGCCUUGCUGAAGGUUUACCUGCAGAAUGAGUUCAAGUUCUCCCCCACUGAUUUCCUGGCCAAGAUGGAAGCGGCUAACGUCCAGCCCAACAGAGUUACCUAUCAGAGACUCAUCACAGCAUACUGCCAAACUGGAGACAUCGAGGGAGCCAGCACCAUAUUGGGCUUCAUGAAGAGCAAAGAUCUGCCCAUCACUGAGGCUGUUUUCAACUCCCUGGUGACGGGCCAUGCUCGUGCAGGAGACAUUGAAAGCGCUAAGAACAUCCUGCCUGUGAUGCGGGGAGCCGGAAUUGAGCCUGGUCCUGACACUUAUGUGUCACUGCUGAACGCCUACGCUGAGAAGGGAGACUUGGACGGUCUGACAAAGACUAUGGAGGAAGCUGAGAAUGCAGACUGCAGUCUGAUGGACAGGGACAUCAUGCAGGUCAUCUACUCUCUAGCCAAGGCCGGACACCAUCAGCACAUCUCUGUGAUGAGUGAGCGUGUGAAGUUAGACAGGGGUUACAUUCCAGAUGCCAUGAACUUGUGCCUGACCCUCAUCACCCAGAGCCAGGAGGACACGGCUUUCCACAUGCUGAAGACUUUCCCCUCUCUGCAGCCUGAAUACGCCAACGGCGACAACACCAACGUGGGCAACUUCUUCCUCAGACACUGUGUCAACAUGGAUACGCCUCUGGAGAAGAUCGGCAGAUAUUGCAAAGAGCUGCAGGACUCAAACCUGCACACGUCGGCAGUCAGCUUCGCCCUGUCCUGCGCUCUGGAGGCCAGGAAGACUGCUAUGUGUUUGGGGCUGAUGAAAAUAAUGAAGGAGCAGGACUUCCCUGUAAGGCCUCACUACUUUUGGCCCCUCCUCACACAGCACCUGAAAAACAACAACGUAGAGGGUAUGCUCGAGGUGGUGAAGGGCAUGAACGAGCUUGAGGUGUGCCUCGAUGUCGAGACUAUAUACAGCUACAUCAUCCCUGCCUUCCCCAGCAUGGAAGCAGCUCGACAGGCCUUGGAGGAUGCUGAAGUGUCUUUUGAGUCGGAGGGCUUCAUGGCUUCAGAGGUUCGCUUGAUUGCUGGUAGAGACCUGGCUGAACUAUACACCAAAUUGUCAGAUCCCUCCUUCCCUGCGUUGGACAUCGGCAGCUUCCGCGGCAGCCUCAUCCAGGGCUUUAGAAAGUCCUCGGAUGUGGAGAGCAUGGUGAAGAUCACUGAGCUCUUCUACAAAGACAAGCGCUUCUCCAAAGGAAACGCCAAGUGUUCUGAGACGGCAUCGUACCUCUUGUACAAUCUGAUCGACAGCAUGUCAGACACAGAGGUGCAGGCGCACGAAGACAAACUGCGGGCAUACUUCAAUCAACUACAGGCUCAGAACAUAACCAUCCCCCUGAACAUCUACAGAGGCAUCAGGAACCUUCUGGAGUCCUACCACAUGCCAGAGCUCAUCAAGGAUGUGAUCCUCUUGGUGAACCCCAAAGACAAACCGGCUGAUGGCUCUAUGCCAGUUGUUUUCCACGUCCCUAAAAAUGAGGAUAAGGUGCCGGCACUUGAGAGCAAAUUGGCCGAACUGAAAGCAGAGAACCAACCAGUCGGCCUUAUUCUCAAACAAACCAUAUAUGCUCUCGGCGUUGAGGAGAACCUGCAGCGCGCCCUUGAGCUGAAGCAGCAGUACGGGGAGGAGAUGUCAGUCGGCAGCUACGCGCACCUCAUCAGCUUGUGCUGUCGCCACGACAAUGUGGAGGAGGCGCUCAACCUGAAGAGGGAAAUAGAUCGUAAGGACUCAUCAACAGUGCUGGAUACCAGUAAAUACCUCUCACUGGUCAGGACCUUUGCCAAGAAUGACAAAGUGGAGGAGGCAGUGGACAUCCUGAAGGAGAUGAAGGCGAAGGAGGUGGUGUUGGAUAACUCGGCUGUCUCUCUGCUCUUCCACACCUUAAACUCUUUGGUGACCAAGGGCGGCCCCGACACCAUCCGACGCCUGCAGGACACCGUCUUCACCCUCGGACUGACCAAACCCUCAGCGAAUCUCUGCUCGCCCCUUGUUAGUGCCUACCUGGAAAGAAAGGACCUGCCCGGAGCUCUAGAGGCAGCAAUGGAGUGUCACAAGCUCUACAGCCAGCUUCCUCGCAUCCAUGACAUCCUUGUUCGACUGGUGGAGAAAGGAGACACAGAACAGCUGCAGAAAGCCAUGGACUUUCUGAGUCGAGAGCGAGGAGAGAUGACCAUGCUGUAUGAUCUGUUCUUUGCAUUCCUGCAGACAGGCCGCUUCCGUGAGGCUCGCAAGAUUAUUGAGACCCCCGGGGUUAGGGCUCGACCUGGACGCCUGCACUGGUAUGCAGAGAGAUGCAUUUCGUCCAAUCAGAUGGAGGCCUUGGAGCAUAUGGUGGACUCGACGGCCAAGCUGUUUGAGUGCGACAGAGAUCAGAUGUACUCUUACAUCCUCCGUCUCUGCAAGGAGACAAACAACUGGCAGAAGGCAGAAGCGCUGUGGACGAAGAUGCAGGAGGAGAACCUUGUUCCCAGGGAGGGGACCCUGCGCUUGCUGGCAGACAUCCUGAAGGAAAAUGGCCAGGAGGUGCCAUUUGAGGUGCCCGAGACCUGGUACCAAGAAGCUGCCAUCAAGAAAGCGGAGGCGGCAGCAGCAGCAACUCUCCCCUCAGCUGAGCCUAAUGCUGUACUCAGAGCCCGUGUGAUGGCCCUCUGUAAAAGGGGCAAAGCCAAAGAAGCCUAUGGGAUACUGAAGGAUGCCAAUAAAAGGGGCAUGGUGUUAGGUCCCUCCCCUUACGAUCAGCUGAUCCGAGCCCUGUUGGCCGGGGGAUACUUGGAGGAAGCCAUAGCAGUCAAGGACAUUGCUGUGUCUCAUUUGCCGAACUUCCAGCUGGGCGAUCUCGCCACCAGCUUGCUCAUCAUCACACACAGCAAGAAAGGCCAGUCUAAAGAGGCUCUUGAGAAACUGAAGUCAAUGCUGGAGGCACACCGUGUGCCCUCACAGCUCGCCUUCACCAGGGUGAUCCAGGCCCUGGGUAAUGAUGGCCACGUGGAGGGGAUCCAGGAAGUGGAGUCACUGGUGAAGGGCCUCGGCGCGAACCUCAACCUGACCAGCAUGGUGUUUGUUAACAACAUGGCCCUCGCCCACAUCAAGAAUGGUGACUUUGACUCAGCAGUGGAGGUUAUGGAGGCCAUCUACACCAGUCCAGACAACGCAAACCCCAGUAUGGCCUUCGUCUUCAGACGGAUCUUGGAAAAUGACAACGACAAAGCCUUGGACAAGUUGAGUGCUAUGGCAGAGCGGCUAGCCAACCACUUUGCCUGCUACAGACCAGCCUCAGACCUCUUCCUCGAGCUGCUGGAUGUGGGCAGAGUCGAGGACGCCAAGUUCAUGCUGGCUCGCUGUAACGCCGUGGCUGAACAGAAGGGGGUGUUGUUGUCCUACUUGACUCAGAAGGCUCAGGUUCCUGGACAGGUGGGAAAGAUCAAGACCCUGCUGAGCCUGAUUCCAGACUUGGCUGAAAAGGGGCUGUUGAAUGCGUACCUGAUAAAGUGUCAUGUUCUGGAUAAGGACUUACCAUCAGCGAAGGCUCUGUAUGAGGAGAUGCAGAAGGAGGGGAUUGAGGUAGACGAGCUGUCACUCAAACGGCUGGCUGGGCUUUACCGCGAUGCAGGAGAGACGGUGCCCUUCACUGAGCCCCCCGAGUCCUUUAAAUUUUAUGCAGACAAGCUGAGAGAGAAAACAGCCAAAUCCUCGGCGACAGCUGAGGCAUAAAGAUUCAUCCUCCUCUUCCUCUGCCCUCCAUCCAAAUGUUACCCUCCUUUGUCUCUUUUUUUAUAUAGGUUGUUGAAAUGUUGAGUACUGUGUUAUAACUGCUGAGUGUUAGACUCUGUCCAAUGCGCAAUUGAUAAUAUUGAUGAUGGUGAUGGUGAUGAUGAUGACGAUGACGAUGAUGAUGAAAAAUGUACAAAAGUAUUUAUGCUAAUAAAUGCCACAUUCUGA